This is a messenger RNA of Emys orbicularis (European pond turtle), 1389 nucleotides long. It is a transcript of the gene ITPKA, whose product is annotated as inositol-trisphosphate 3-kinase A. Gene Ontology annotation, biological process: inositol phosphate biosynthetic process. The transcript has 7 exons. Gene Ontology annotation, molecular function: inositol-1,4,5-trisphosphate 3-kinase activity; inositol tetrakisphosphate kinase activity. The coding region runs from base 1 to 1389 and encodes 462 amino acids. Lineage: Eukaryota; Metazoa; Chordata; Testudines; Emydidae. Gene Ontology annotation, cellular component: cytoplasm; nucleus. The record is from RefSeq and is a predicted model, not a curated record.
AUGCACACGCACAGCCCCCGGCUCCGCAGCCGUGCCCAGGAAGCGCCCCGCACCGGCCCCACCAUGGACUCUAGCUGGCGCCGGCAGAGCAGCCCGGAGCUGGGCAGGGGCAAGCGGCUGAGCGUUGGGGAGCUGCGCUCGUUCUUCGAGGCUCACUGCGCCGCUGCUGCAAGGGAGCUACCGGACCCGGCCAAGAGGAGCUGCCGCCCCCCCAACGGGCUGCUGCCGCCGGUCAUCCCGCAGCUGACCGUCACCCCAGAGGAGAGCGAGGAGGCGCAGGGCAGCCCCAAAGGGCCCCCGCCGGACCCGGAGAGCGGCUGGCUGGGGACGGGCAGCUCACUGCACCUGCUGCAGUCCCGCCGGCUCUCCAACUCCUCGCUGUCCUCCACGGGCUCCUCGUCCGUCUUCGAGGACUCCGAGGACGACCUGCUGAGCGACACGGAGGGUAGGAGCCAGGGCAUCGUGCACCUGGAGCACGGGGAGGACACCAACCAGAAAAAAUCAUGGCAUACAAUUAAAACGAUGGUCAACUUGCCAGUCAUCAGCCCCUUCAAGAAGCGCUAUUCAUGGGUGCAGCUGGCUGGGCACACAGGGAGUUUCAAGGCAGCUGACAGCGAUACGAUUCUGAAGCGCUUCUCUGAGAAUGAAAAGGAGUGCUUUGAGCUGCUGAUGAAAGAUCCUCUGCGCUCCUGUGUCCCUGCCUUCCAUGGGGUGGUAGAGAGAGAUGGCGAGAAAUACAUUCAACUGGAUGACUUGCUCGCUGACUUUGAAGGGCCUUGUGUCAUGGACUGUAAGAUGGGGAUCAGGACGUACCUGGAGGAGGAGCUGACUAAAGCCCGUGAGAAGCCAAAGCUGCGUAAGGACAUGUACAAGAAGAUGAUUGAGGUGGAUCCUCUUGCGCCCACAGCUGAGGAGAACACGCAGCAUGCUGUGACCAAGCCACGUUACAUGCAGUGGAGAGAGACCAUCAGCUCCAGUGCCAACUUGGGCUUCAGGAUAGAAGGGAUUAAGAGGGCUGAUGGGACUUGUAACACAAACUUCAAAACAACUAAGACACGGGAGCAAGUUUUCCAGGUUUUUAUGGAAUUCAUUGAGGGCAACGCAACUAUUCUGAAAAAAUACCUCAAGCGUCUGCAUGAUAUCCACCUUAUCCUCGAGUCCUCAGACUUCUUUAAACGACAUGAGGUCAUUGGAAGUUCACUACUCUUUGUGCAUGAUGACAGCGGACAUGCCAAUGUAUGGCUGAUUGAUUUUGGAAAGACCACGCUUCUCCCUGAUGGGCAGACCUUGGACCACAGGAUCCCCUGGCAGGAAGGCAACCGGGAGGAUGGGUACCUGCUGGGAUUGGACAAUUUGAUUAGUAUCUUAGACAGCAUCACUGAAAGAUGA